AUGCCUUUCGAGACAAAUUUACGGAAUACUUGCAUAUUUCUCGCCGUCUUCAUCCUCGCCUUUUUCCCAGGCGCGCUUCACACUUUACUCCAGCCUCUUCUCAAUCCCUUCAGUCUCUUCUCCGUAGGCGACAAACGCCCGCAGGCAUUACCAAGUUGUCACUGUUGCCCACCAGCCAGCUGCUCGAUCAAUACACCUCCGGUCUUGCCGCUGCUCGCCACGAUGUCCUGGUCUCAAAAGCAAUUCACAUUGACAGCUCGUGCCAAGGGAAGCUACCUCAUCACCGAUCAGGUUGUGAAUGCGCUCCCCGAAAUUCGCUCGUAUCAGACUGGUCUAUUGCAUUUAUUCAUCCAACAUACGUCAUGCGCACUUUCGUUGAACGAGAACUUUGACAGCGACGUUCGUGCGGACAUGACUGACGCGCUCGAUCGUCUCGCACCCGAGGAUCCGGAAGGCAAGAUUUAUCGACAUGCGGACGAAGGACUAGAUGAUAUGCCGGCCCAUGUCAAGAGUGCACUCAUCGGCGCCAGUGUGUCGAUACCGAUCACGGACGGCAAGCUGAACACUGGCACAUGGCAGGGAAUAUGGCUAUUGGAAUUCCGCGCAGCGAAACAGGCAAGGAGAGUAGUGGCAACCAUCCAAGGCGAGAAGAAAAAGUGA
This is a messenger RNA of Dissoconium aciculare CBS 342.82, 660 nucleotides long. Its product is annotated as UPF0047-domain-containing protein. The record is from RefSeq and is a predicted model, not a curated record. The coding region runs from base 1 to 660 and encodes 219 amino acids. The transcript has a single exon. NCBI's taxonomy places the organism in Eukaryota, Fungi, Ascomycota, Dothideomycetes, Mycosphaerellales, Dissoconiaceae.